This is a messenger RNA of Corylus avellana, 1786 nucleotides long. RefSeq names its product BREVIS RADIX-like 4 (gene BRXL4). Lineage: Eukaryota; Viridiplantae; Streptophyta; Magnoliopsida; Fagales; Betulaceae. The record is from RefSeq and is a predicted model, not a curated record.
GCGAAGUAAGCAACAAAAAAGCCAAGCAGCCUGCCUUUACCACACUCCCCGCGCUCCUCCCUCCUUGCUACCCCCACUCCACUCAACUCCACACCACACCCACCAAAAUCCGCGUCGAACACCGUAGCCAGCCAUUAACUCCGAUGAGUUUUCAUUCUUUUUCUUCACCACAAGUUUUGAUUUCGUCCGUUGUAUUUCAAUUUUCAGAGAUUCUCUCCGGGCGUAAUUUAAGGUGGCAUUAAAAAAGUAUUUGUUCUCUGCGCUCUGAAACGGGAAACCCAACCAACCGCUCCGCAGGUUUCAGCGUAGUGCCUUCUUCUUACCAAAGUAGGAAAAUGCUGACGUGUAUAGCGCGGCCCAAGAAACUCGGCGAUGACUCGCCGGGUCAACCCGAAGAAGACUCAGACCCGACCACCAACGCGUCCGGCGCCAAAACUCAGGCUAUCAGAUCCCUCACUUCUCAGCUCAAGGACAUGGCGUUGAAGGCCUCGGGAGCGUACCGGAGCUGCAACCCUUGCACAGGGCCUCCGCCUCCUACCGGUCGACUCAGGGGAACCGGCGAGUCGGACGCCGAGUCCGAGCGGUUCAGGUGGUCGUACAAGAGGACGGGGAGUUCGAGCUCGGGGACGACGAGGGUGUGGGGGAAGGAGAUGGAGGCGAGGCUGAAGGGAAUGUCGAGCUCGAGCGGCGAGGGGACGCCGAGCUCCGGGAGCGGGCGGAGGGUGGUAGAACCGGUGGUGUUCGUGGAGGAGAGCGAGCCCAAGGAGUGGGUGGCCCAGGUCGAGCCUGGCGUGCUCAUCACCUUCGUCUCGCUCCCGCGUGGCGGGAACGAUCUCAAGAGGAUACGCUUCAGUCGAGAGUUGUUUAAUAAAUGGCAAGCUCAAAGGUGGUGGGCAGAGAACUAUGAUCGGGUUAUGGAACUGUACAAUGUCCAGAGAUUCAACCGCCAAGCUUUUCCGCUCCCAACACCCCCAAGAUCUGAAGAUGAUCAGAGCUCAAAGAUGGAAUCUGCAGAAGGCAGCCCUGUCACACCCCCAUUGACCAGAGAACGCUUACCUCGUAACUUAUACCGUCCAACAGGGAUGGGAAUGGGAUACUCAUCCUCAGAUUCACUUGAAAAACACUCGAUGCAAUCUCGACAUUACUAUGACUCAGGUGGCCUCGGAUCAACCCCAAAACUCUCCAGUAUCAGUGGUGCCAAGACAGAGACAUCAUCGAUGGAUGCUUCUAUAAGAAGUAGCUCAUCGAGGGAGGCAGAUCGCUCAGGGGAGCUAUCCAUCAGUAAUGCUAGUGAUCUUGAGACUGAAUGGGUUGAACAAGAUGAACCAGGGGUUUACAUCACAAUUAGAGCAUUGCCAGGCGGCAAAAGGGAGCUCAGACGAGUCAGAUUCAGCCGGGAAAAAUUUGGAGAGAUGCAUGCCAGAUUAUGGUGGGAAGAGAACCGUGCCAGGAUACAUGAACAGUACUUGUGAAUUGUGAUUGAGCAAACAGGAUGGAAGCUGGCGGUUUCCAAGGUGUGGAGAUGUUGCUUAAUGGAGUGUUUUCUUUUAUUUAUUUUGGCCACACUAGUAAAAUCUCGUCGUCUAUACAUAAAUUAGAUGUGCAAAGAGGUGCCACUGGCACCUCUUCUCAUGUUUGGGGGGCUACACACACCAUUUGUAAGUUGAGUCAAGCUUAUGAAAGUUUUCUUGUCUUCGUUAUUGCUUCAGAAUAUUCUCGAGGGAUGUGGGUGGUAAAGUUUAUAACAUGAUUAAGUCAAUAUCAAUGAAAAGAAUAUGUUCAUUUU